This is a messenger RNA of Ruditapes philippinarum (Manila clam), 858 nucleotides long. Its product is annotated as peptidyl-prolyl cis-trans isomerase G-like. NCBI's taxonomy places the organism in Eukaryota, Metazoa, Mollusca, Bivalvia, Venerida, Veneridae. The transcript has a single exon. The record is from RefSeq and is a predicted model, not a curated record. Bases 1 to 858 code for a protein of 285 amino acids.
AUGAAUUCGCCCAAAAUUAUAAAAAGUGUUUUACCCCGGCAUAACAGAAAAGAAUCCAAAAAUCAAAGUAAAAACCAGGCUAAGCAACAGACGGGGCCAAAACGUACUACAAGACUAAACAGGGAAUUGAAAACCCCAUCUCCCCGAAAAAAUAAAGACCAUGUUUUAACCCAUUCUAAAAAGAAAUCUAUUCAGAAAUGGUUAAAAGAUUCAAGUACAGAAAGUUCAAAAGAGAUUUCACUAUAUACCGGAAAUAAUAAACGCAGUAAAAGUCGAGAUCAAUAUAACCGUAACCAAAGCUGCAGUCGGUCGAGAAGCGGUAGCCGAUCACGACUUUUACGGAAAUCUUGUGGGGCAAAAAAGAAAAUUAAACAUUUCAAACCACAUCAUGUUCAUACGUCAGAAUUAAAAAACAAAGGUAAUGCGCAUACAGAGAAUCCUGAUGGACCAUUGACCUUGCUUGAUUUAGAAUCAUCUUUUGAAAAAGGAAACGAGAAAGACAAUUUUGAAGCGAGCAGGCGAUAUGACCGAUGUAAGAAAAGUUCAUCUAGGGCAGUCGAACCAAAUCCUUUGAGGAGUGAAAGAGAGGAGGGAAACCAUCCUAUCAGGCAUCCUUGUUCAUCAUCGUCUGCACAACAAAAAGUUAAAAUAACUGAGUCAAGUAAAGAUUUAAACAGACGGAGCAUCACAAGACGCUCUCUCUGGAAAAACAAGCGGCGAUCCCGAAGCCCAUAUGAUCACCAUCAGCACCAAUACCGCCGCCAUCGAAGUAAAUCACGUGACCGAGACAGAUCACGUGAAAGGAAACACAGACCUGCCAGCUCACCUGAAGCAAAUGAUAAUUGCACCAUUCUAUAA